Messenger RNA from Schistosoma turkestanicum, 6550 nucleotides. Lineage: Eukaryota; Metazoa; Platyhelminthes; Trematoda; Strigeidida; Schistosomatidae. The record is from the annotation of a GenBank genome assembly.
CUAGAGAAAAGAUACUUAAUAACAAAACGAAACAAUGUCUUCCGUGAAAGUAGCUGUUCGUGUACGACCAUUUAAUAGAAGAGAAAUUCUAAUGAACAGCGAAUGUGUCAUAUCUAUGUCGGGUCAAUCUACUAGCAUUAAAAAACCAAACUCCAAAGAACCUUCUAAAGUAUUUGAGUUCGACUACAGUUAUUGGUCGCAUACAGAUAAAUCGGAUCCAUUAUACGCAGAUCAAAAACAAGUUUACAAUGAUAUUGGUAGUGAUGCUCUUAACCAUGCCCUUGAAGGAUAUAAUGUAUGCAUAUUUGCGUAUGGUCAAACUGGAUCAGGAAAAUCUUACACAAUGAUGGGUAAACCUGGUGUUGAAGGUCAAGAAGGUAUUAUACCACAGUUAUGUCGUGAUCUUUUCAAGAGGCUGAACAAAACAACUUCUGGUCAAAUAGUACAACAUAUGGUUGAAGUAUCAUAUAUUGAAAUCUAUUGUGAACGUGUAAGAGAUUUACUGGAUCCAAAAAAUAAAGGAAAUUUACGUGUAAGAGAACAUCCUAUUCUUGGACCAUAUGUUGAAGAUUUAUCGAAAUGUGCUGUUAUUUCAUUUGAUGAAAUUAAUGAACUGAUCGAUGUGGGUAAUAAAGCAAGGACUGUUGCUGCUACAAACAUGAAUGAAACCAGUAGUAGAUCACAUGCUGUUUUCACAAUAGUUGUAACACAAAAAACUGAAGAUGUUUCGUAUGGUACAGUAAGCGAAAAAGUCAGUAAAAUAAGUCUGGUCGAUUUGGCUGGGAGUGAAAGAUCAGAUGCUACAGGUGCAACUGAUAUCCGUUUGAAAGAAGGAGCAAACAUUAAUAAGUCACUUACAACACUUGGAAAAGUAAUAGCUGGUUUGGCGGAUAUGAGCUCAAAACGAAGAAAAAAGAAUGAUUUCAUACCAUAUCGUGAUUCUGUGCUUACUUGGUUAUUAAAAGAAAAUCUUGGUGGUAAUUCACGUACAACAAUGAUUGCAGCUUUAUCACCGGCCGAUGUCAAUUUUGAUGAGACUUUAUCAACUUUACGUUAUGCAGAUCGUGCCAAAAGUAUUGUAUGCAAAGCAAUCAUCAAUGAAGAUCCAACAGCAGUGUUGAUUAGAGAAUUAAAAGCUGAAGUAGCCCGAUUAAAGCAAAUUCUAAAAAUGGAAGAUCAAAUGAAAACCUCUAUUACCAUUGGAACUUCACCUAUAUCAAAUCAAAAUUCGACAGAAACAUUUGUGUAUGAAGAAGAAACAACUUUGGAAGCUCUGAAAGCUUCUGAAAAGUUGAUUGCUGAAUUAAAUGAAACAAUGGAGACAAAAUUAAGAAAAGCUGAAAAACUUCGAGAACAAAGAGAAAAUGAAUUAAUGGAAAUGGGGAUCGCUAUUCGUGAUGGUGGAGUCAGAGGUGUAUUUUCUCCAAAAAAUACUCCACAUUUAGUGAAUCUUAACGAAGAUCCAGCCAUGUCAGAAUGCCUUAUAUACUAUCUUAAGGAGGGAAAAACUGUAGUUGGUCAAUUGGAAUCGGAAUCAGGAGUUGAUAUUGGCUUAAGUGGUCCACUUAUUCAUAAUGAACACUGUAUUUUCUACACUGAAGGCAGUAUGGUUGAAUUUGAACCAGUUGAUGAAGCUGAAUGUUACGUAAAUGGAAGUUUAGUUACGACGCGCAUCCAACUUCAAACAGGUGCCCGUGUAAUUUUAGGCAAAAGUCAUGUGUUUCGUUUCAAUCAUCCUCUGCAAAGUCGUGAGAAGAAAAAUGCCUCUACUGAUAUGUCAGCUAGUGUUACAGAACCAAUUGACUGGAAUUAUGCUAUCAGUGAAUUAUUAUCAAAACAAGGUGUUGAUUUAAGAAAAGAAGUAGAGAAUCGUCUGAUACAACUGGAAGAACAAUAUCGUCGUGAAAAAGAACAAUCAGAUAAAUUUUUUGAUGAGCAACGGAAAGAAUAUGAAGGUCGUAUACAAAGUUUACAAGAACAAGUUGAACGUCAUUCAAUGUUAGGCUCCAUGAUUCAAGAAGACGUGGUUAAUGAAUCAGAAAGUGAUGAAACUAAACAUGAAUGUAAAUGGGGCGAUCGUGAAUACGAAUUAGCUCGAUGGGCAUUCAAUAAAUGGAUUAAUCAUCAAUUUACAUCAUUACGAUGUCAAUUAUGGGAAAAUGCUGUCUAUCUAAAAGAAGCAAAUGCACUAAGCGUAGAAUUAAAUAAAAAGAUUCAAUUUCAAUUUGUUCUAUUAACCACCACACCAUAUACAUCGAUUCCGAAUGAAUUAAAUCCUAUGGAUAAAUCAAAUUAUGAUUCAUGUGAAAAUCAAUGCAGUGAAUGUUCAUCUAUUCAAAGUAUACCGGAAGUAGAAAAUGAAUUUGAUCAAUUCACCAAUUCCUAUUGGAAUCAAUUAGAAAAAAUUUAUAAAAAUCGACAAAAAAAUUCAACUAUUUUAGUAAUAGAAAUUCGUGAUCUUUUAAAUGAUUUAAUACAAUAUUGUAGUUUGAAUACAUUUCAACGUCGUCUUCAAGCAAUGCGUGAUUAUUAUGAAGUUGAGACAGCAUUUUCCCCAACACAGAAAACUAUUGAAUAUAAUUCAUUCAAUGACAAACAGCAAAAGCCCAAUGACAGUGAAGUACCAUUUAGUGAAAUAAAAAAGGAUCCAUUCCGAAAUGAAUUUCCUUGGUAUCAUCGAAUUGGCAGAGGUCUGUUAUACUUAAAGAAUCUGUACUAUGGCAUUCCAAUGACUAGUCAAGUUACUUUGUUAAAUGAACAUAGCUCAGUGACUGGGAUUUUAAAUAUUGAAGUUAAACCAAUUUUCGAUUUAAACAAAUGUGAGAAUAAAGUAACUGAUGAUCAAUCCAUUUGUCAAUCUGACACAAAUACAGAAACAAAUACAAGUGAUGAAUUGGAAAUUGUGUUUGACAACUUACAGUACAUCAAAUGGAGAUCUCUGAUGCUACCGACGAAUAGUUUGAAAACUGAUGAAUAUGACACACAUGAAAAUAAAGUUAACAAACCAAAAGAUAAUAACGGGAUAGAAGAUUUUCAAGCACUUCAAAGCGUUUCCAAUCAGAAGGAAGGUUCAGAUGAACAAAUCAAUCCUCAUGAUAACGAGAACGGAUUAAAAUGUAGAUGCCGUAAUCAGUUCUCUCAUGAAUCAACACUGACUGAUCAACACAAAUCUACCGAAGAAUGGUUGAUGGAACAGUCACAAUUGUCAGAAAAUGAUUUACCUCUUUUUUUAAAGCUUGGUAAAGUAUUCAAGUUUUGUAUAAAUAUUUUAAAUGCAAAGAAAUUCAAUUCAUCUUUUACUGAUAUCUUCAUUCAGUACAGAUUUCAACCUCAGCAUAAUGAAAUUUUUUCAACGGACACUGUACCAUAUGACAGUAAAAUGAAUGGUGCCAAUAUUAUGCAAUCACAAAAUUUCAAAGUGACCAACACAAUUGCAUUUAUCGACUAUCUCCUUAAUUAUCCAGUUGAAUUUGAUGUUUAUGGGCAUUUCGUUGACAAAACCACAGAAAAUAAUAAUACUCAAGUAACCGAUAAUCAAAAUAUUUUGAAGUGUCGCCGACAUUGUGUACCUCCGACCCUCCCAAGUUCAUACCCUGUGCCUGCGUUACGUUUGUCCGAUUCCGAAGCAGUUAAAAAUUCUGAAAUAGUGCAACGUUAUGAUAUACUUGUCUGGUUUGAAAUAUUAGAAUUAAAUCGUAAUGGCGAAUACGCACCUGUGCCAGUUGAUCGAUUAGACGAAACUCCAUGUCAGGGCAUAUUUCUUAUUCAUCAAGGGAUUCAAAGACGUCUAGCAAUAACAUUGGUACAUGAAUUUCUUGAUCCAAUAAAAUCUGAUAGAAUAGACAACCACUUGAAUUGUUCCCAGAUUUGUCUUUUUCAAGGAGUACAUGAAGUAGUUGUUGGUCGAGUACGUGAAAAUCCUGAAUGGUUGGAUUCGGAUGAGCAUACUCAUAUCCUGUCACUAUCGUUAUUGCCCGCUCAACAAAUUCACGAAACAAACAGUGAUCGUAUAUCGUUUCGAUUUGAAGCAGCAUGGGAUUCAUCACUACACGCUUCAAAACUAUUAAAUAACGUUACACCCAACGGUCAACGUGUCUACAUGACAGUAUCAUCAUAUCUGAAAGUAGAUGGUUGCCGUCGUCCGGUUUGUAUGACAAAAGAUAUUGCAAUGAUUGUUUUUCCUCGUGAAUCUAAAUUUCUAGCACCAAGUCCACGUCUUUCACCAAAUCCUACUCGUGCUAUACUUAGGUCUUUAUGGUCGAUUUGGAACGCAUUUUCCAGAAGCGCAGAAGCAAAUCAUGUAACCGCUGUUUAUGAUUUACAACUUGGACAUACUUCUUCAAAAAGUAAAAAUAUCUAUAAUAAAUCAAUCAUGGACACUAGUCUUACAUAUGUUCGAGGUGAGGAAAAUAUAAAAGGUUGGAGACCAAGAGGAGAUUCUUUAAUUAUUGAACAUCAAUGGGAAUUGGAACGUUUUCAUCGUAUAUCAAUGGUGGAGAAAACCAGACAAAUGUUGAAACUUCGUGAACUUUUAGGAAAUGCACAGAAACUAAUCUCAAGUCGUUAUUGCCGUUCGGAUACAAUCAAAGCAAAAGUAUCGGAUAGCUCUAAUUCUUUAAGACUUUCAGAAAAAUCAUCACCCCCUAAUAAUAAAAAUAUUUCUCCAGCAAGACCAACUACACUUGAUUUAACAAAUAUAAAGAAGAAUGGUACAAAUAACAACGAUUUGAGAAAUGUAUCAACUACUGAACAAAAUUCGAAACCUACUAGUGAAAAUAGUCUAACAAGUAACGACGUUGAAAUGUCCAAGAAUCAGUUACUCAUUAAAUGUUUAACAGCUUUAACUAAUUAUAUGCCUAUCAGUAAAUAUUUAUCUCGACACUUUGGGAUUACAACGAAACAACCUUAUCUAUUUGAAUCAAUUACUAGUAACAAUUCAACAUCGAGUGUAUCAAAAUCCGAUAGUGAUUUUCAUUCGGAUGAUGUUAGAAUUAAUACACGAAUGGAUAUCACAAAUAGUGUCUAUUCUGAUGAAGCUGCUGAAGUGAACUUUAGAUCAUUCAGUUCUGGUAUACCUAGAUCGGUUACAACUGAUUCAAUACAAAAUAUACUCAAUGGAGAAAGCUACUUCUCAUCAAAUUAUUUAGUUGGUGAAUGUGAUGAGGUUCGUGUUAGCCCAGUGACUAGUCGUAAAGGAUAUUUAUUAGUCUUAGAGGAAAGAACAGCUGGCUGGUUACGUAGAUGGGCUGUUGUUCGUAGACCUUUCCUAUAUUUAUAUAAUCAUGAAAGGGAUUUCAUUGAAAGAGGUCUUAUAAAUUUAACUACUUCACAGAUAGAAUAUGAUAUGAAUAUGGCGUAUAUGACAAAAGACGAUUUAUUGGACGAUACAAAAACAAAUUCUGUCCAUUUCAGUUCUACUAAUGAAUCAGUUAUGUCGCCAACAUCAUUAUUUCCAAGUAAAGUGAAUAUGUUCACUUUAAUAACAGACACGCGAACUUUAUUAAUACAAACAAUAACAGAGGAUGGUUCAGAUAUUCAUGAUUGGUUGUAUGCAUUGAAUCCAUUGAAAGCAGGUGAAAUUCGUUCACGUUUAGGAAGAAAACGAAGAGCAAGAAAUCCGAUAAAGUGAAACAUUAUGGGGAAUAAAAAGAAGCAAUCACUGUUUUAUAUACAUAUAUAUACAUACCUAUACUUGAAUAAUAAAACUGAUGAGAUAAAUCACGAAAAAAAACAAUAGGAUAAAAGAUUUAAACAAUACAAUAAUAUUUUAUUAUUUUAACUAAUCAAUUGAACAAGUUACAAAAUAUUUAUAUCUAUGCUGUUAUUUGAAUUAACCUCGCGUGAGUACGCUAAUUUAUUAAGCUCCAGAUUUCGUCAGAAAAUGCUUUUUGAUCAACUUCAUUCAAAAUAUAUAUUUUAUUAUUUAUAAUAUUUAUGUGAUCAAUCAAAACGCCAGUAAAUGGCACUGCGAAAGAAUUCUGUCUCAUAACCAACCUUCAGUCCCUACUGUUUAUUUGUAUUUUUUUCGCGAAAUUUCAUUAUUUUUAUUUUCCAUGAAUUUUAAUGCUUUACUUUGAUUUCCCAGUCUAUUUAUCUCUCAAAGUAUAUUGAAUAGAACAUUGAAUUAGUCAUAUGAAGAAGUUCGCUGUUGACAAUUUCAAUUUAUUUGAAAUCAUGAUCAAGUAUACAUGUAUUUACAAUUGUAUUUGUAUUAUGAAAUAAAUAUGUAACUCAUGUGAAUAUCAAUGUUUGCAUUUUUGUUUUUGCUAAGUAUAACAUUUAUCAAAGCGUUGUGAGCAUAAAAUCUGUUCAAUUUUUGUUUCGUUUCGCUUUACAGCUACUGUUUAACAUGCAAUCAUGACAUGAAUUACCGUGUGUAACCUAUAAAUUCUUAUUGAAUUUUUGUUUUAACUUAUCUUACCAAUGUUUAUUAAUUGAAAAUUUAAUUUUGAAAACAUGACAACAAAAUUAUCCGUCCAAUUACAAAUGGUUUUAUUUAAACAAGAACUGUUUACUAAUUUUAUGUCAACCUAUUUUCUUGUAUUCAUUG